Molecule: messenger RNA, 1919 nt
Organism: Myotis daubentonii (Daubenton's bat)
Lineage: Eukaryota; Metazoa; Chordata; Mammalia; Chiroptera; Vespertilionidae
Gene: RNF215
Product: ring finger protein 215
Source: RefSeq, a predicted model, not a curated record
CCGUCCGGCCUCGGCCCCGCCCCUCCCCGGCCGGCCAGGGCCUCGCUCGCUCUGCUGCCCCGGCGCCCAGGACCCCCGGCGCCCCGGUCUCAGCUGUUCGCUGGGUCCGCCAUGGGCCCCGCCGCCCGCCCCGCGCUGAGGCCGCCGCCGCCACCCCCGCCGCCGCCGCCGUCGCCGCUGCUGCUGCUGCUGCCCCUGCUGCCGCUCUGGCUGGGCCUGGCCGGGCCGGGCGCCGCGGCCGACGGCAGCGAACCCGCGGCCCGGGCGGGGCGGGGAGGGGCCCGCGCCGUGCGGGUGGACGUGCGGCUGCCGCGGCAGGACGCCCUGGUCCUGGAGGGCGUCAGGAUCGGCCCCGAGGCCGACCCGGCGCCCCCGCUGCGCGGCCGUCUGCUGCUGAUGGACAACGUGGAUGCUGAGAAGGAGGUGCCAGGGGGAGGCUGGAUCGCAGUGGCCUACGUGGGCAAGGAGCAGGCGGCCCAGUUCCCGCAGGAGAGUCCCAGCGGCCGCCCGCGGGCCUACCCCAAGGCGCUGGUCCAGCAGAUGCGGAGAGCGCUCUUCCUGGGGGCCUCGGCCCUGCUCCUCCUCAUCUUGAACCACAACGUGGUCCGAGAGCUAGACAUAUCCCAGCUUCUGCUCAGGCCUGUGAUCGUCCUCCAUUAUUCUUCCAACGUCACCAAACUGCUGGAGGCCCUGCUGCAGAGGACCCAGGCCACAGCUGAGAUCACGAGUGGAGCGUCCCUGUCGGCCAACAUCGAGUGGAAGCUGACCCUGUGGACCACCUGCGGCCUCUCCAAGGAUGGCUACGGAGGGUGGCAGGACCUGGUGUGCCUGGGAGGCAGCCGGGCCCAGGAGCAGAAGCCCCUGCAGCAGCUGUGGAACGCCAUCCUGCUGGUGGCCAUGCUCCUGUGCACAGGCCUCGUGGUGCAGGCCCAGCGGCAGGCGUCCCGGCACAGCCAGCAGGAGCCCGGAGGCCAGGUGGACCUGCUCAAGCGCCGCGUGGUGCGCAGGCUGGCGUCCCUCAAGACUCGGCGCUGCAGGCUGGGCCGGGCGGCGCAGGGCCCCCUGGAGCCUGGUGCGGAGACCUGCGCCGUGUGCUUGGACUAUUUCUGCAACAAGCAGUGGCUCCGGGUGCUGCCCUGUAAGCAUGAGUUUCACCGGGACUGCGUGGACCCCUGGCUGAUGCUCCAGCAGACCUGCCCACUGUGCAAGUUCAACGUCCUAGGGAACAGCUACUCAGAGGAUUAGCUGCCCCAGCUGGCGCUCUGCAUGGGGAGAUGCCCCCCCCCCGCCCCCCAACCUGCACUCUGGCCCUCGGCCUGGGCAGGACAGGAAACCCUGAGGGUGGGAGGAAAGAUGGGGCCUUCCCUGCUGAGCAAGGCACCCCCCACAUCCACUGCCCCCAGGCCAGACCUGCUGGGGAGUGAGGGAGAGAGGCCCUUUGUGUACAGUCCUGGGGUGUCUGCCUUCUUGCAGGCAGCCCCCGGGCCUGGGGAGAGGUGAGGGCGGUGGGAGCUCUGCCUGCCCGUCAGGACACCCCAGGGCCAAGGCUGCAGUGGCCACUUUUGUGCUUAUUUAUUGGGGGGUGGGUCGGGGAGCAGCUGUCUGGCCCCGGGGGCACCCUGGCCAGACCAUCUUUCAGGGCACAUCUUGGUCAAGGCUGGAUGUGAAACCCAGGGGCCUCCUGGCCGCGGGCCUGGGGCACUGGGAGCCAAGGGCUCCCGGCCGUCCAGGGCGGCCCCUCCUGCCUGGGGAGAGCAGAGACCGCAGACACCGUCCAGUUCCGUGCUGCUCGGGGGGCGACGGUCACUGCCCAGGACACUGGAAGCCCCGGACAAAUGUGGUGCAUCUCCCAGGGCGUCCGUUUUGUAGAAGACGUGGGGGAGGGGAGGUGGUUUCCUAUUAAAUAAACAAGGCUAUAU